Messenger RNA from Ictalurus punctatus (channel catfish), 2802 nucleotides. RefSeq names its product serine/threonine-protein kinase D3. The transcript has 19 exons. The record is from RefSeq and is a predicted model, not a curated record. Bases 215 to 2653 code for a protein of 812 amino acids. NCBI's taxonomy places the organism in Eukaryota, Metazoa, Chordata, Actinopteri, Siluriformes, Ictaluridae. Gene Ontology annotation, molecular function: protein serine/threonine kinase activity; ATP binding. Gene Ontology annotation, biological process: protein phosphorylation.
CCAUGAGGUAUCGAGAGCGCUUAUUGUCACUGACACACGAAAAGUGUGCGUGCGUGCGCGCGUGCGUGCGUGUGUGUUGAGUUUCCUGUCGUCUGUCAGCGUCUCAUCAGUGAAGUACGCCUCGCAAAAGGAAACCGGCGUGACAUGUGAAAGCAGCAGAAAACCAAGAAGUCUUCAGAGAGGUGCUAUUUCUCCCUCGCCAAGGUGAGAGGAAAUGGCUGCUGGGCUGGAGCAGGAUUCUCUGGACUCUGGCAUUUCAAAUCGUUUUUCGCAGAUGUCUGUGGAGACCGACUUUGUCCCUGAAGGGCCCAUUCGCGUCCACUUCCAAAUGGGUCUGUUAAAAGAAGGCAUCCGUGUACCCAAGGGCCGGCUGAGUUUCAAAAGCGCCAAGAAGAUAGCGGCGGAAAUCAUCGAGAGGAGGGCCCCUGAUUGGAGUGUAAUAGGUCUUGGUGAGAAGCUGCUGCUUUUCCGACAUGACUCCACGUCUGAGCAGCUCCUCCACAGACUCUCGGAGCAACACUACCUGCACGACGGAGACCUGGUGGAGGUGGUACUUUCUGCUUCUGCGUCACUGACUGAGGUGAAGUUCCGCCCACAUUCUUUGGUGGUCCAGUCUUAUCGCACGCCUACGUUUUGUUACCACUGCGGCGAGAUGCUUUGGGGGAUCAUCCGACAGGGCUUAAAAUGUGAAGGUUGUGGUUUAGAUUUCCAUAAACGCUGUGCACUGUUGCUGCCUAAUGACUGCUCGCGUGUGUACCGGCCAUGUGGCCCCAGUCUGUCACUGUUCCCUCCCUCACGUCCCCGUUCCACCUCCCUCAGCAACCACACUGGAGGCAGUCUCGAGGAGAUCAGUCUCUCUAAGCCGUCGCGCUCUCGGCCCCCGUCGUGGGCUGACAGGCCCAUGUGGUUGGGGUUGUGUGAUGGGGCUAGAGGAGGCAGACCCAUGGUGCCACACACCUUCCAAAUCCACACAUACACCAAGCCCACAGUGUGCCAGCAUUGCCAUCGGCUGCUGAAGGGUCUGUUCCGCCAAGGCCUGCAGUGCUCCGAUUGCAAGUUUAACUGUCAUCGCCGCUGCGAGUCAGAGGUUCCACCAGACUGUAAAGGGGAGCGAGCCAAUGGAGAAGAGAACAACUCGAACCAGGAGCCUGAAUCUGAGGAGGACAUAGCUGUGGUAGCAGUCAACGCUAUUUAUGAAGAGUAUCCAUUUAAAGCGCGCCCUCGCGUGGAGGAGGAGUCUGCGGAGCAACCACCAAUCGAUCCAUGUUUCAGCAAUAACAUCCCCUUGAUGAGGGUGGUGCAGUCAGUUAGACAGAGUAAGAGGAGAUCCAGUGGAAUAAUGAAGAAAGGCUGGCUGUUGCACCAUACCGAUGUAGAUACACUGAGGAAAAGGCACUACUGGGUUCUGGAUGGGAAAAGCAUCACCUUGUACCAGAACGAGAACAGCAGCAAGUACUACAAGGAGCUGCCUCUGUCUGAAGUGCUGCAGGUUCGAGGCUCGUCUGAGCUCACUGUUCCCAUGCAGCUGGACGAAGCUGGUCACUCGUUUGAGCUGCAGACGAGUUCUGUGGUCUACUGCGUUCUCGCAAGCACAGAAGGAGAAGCCUGGGAGUCGGCCAUCAGACUCGCGCUCAUGCCUUUUCAGAGUGUCGGCCUCAACACAACAGGGCCUGCAGAUGAUCGAGCCAUCAGUACAGAAAUCCAGGAUAUUAGUUCGCUGUAUCAGAUUUUCUCUGAUGAAGUGUUGGGGUCAGGACAGUUUGGAGUGGUGUACGGAGGUACUCACAGGCAGACGGGUCGACCGGUGGCCAUUAAGGUCAUCGAUAAAUCUCGCUUCCCGGCAAAGCAGGAGCGACAGAGCAAAAACGAGGUUGCCAUACUGCAGAGUCUGUCCCAUCCCGGAGUCAUUGUACUUGAAGGCAUGUUCGAGACGCCCGAGUGCACUUUUGUCGUCAUGGAGAAGCUCCAUAGCGACAUGCUGGAGAUGAUUCUGUCCAAUGAGAACGGACGACUUCCUGAACGCAUCACGCGCUUCAUUGUUAUGCAGAUUUUGGAGGCCCUGCGCUACCUGCACAUGAGACACAUCGCUCACUGUGACCUUAAACCUGAGAAUGUGCUGCUCGCGUCACCGGAUCCGUUUCCUCAGGUGAAACUGUGUGACUUUGGUUUUGCACGGAUCAUCGGCGAGAAGUCUUUCCGGCGCUCGGUGGUGGGAACGCCGGCGUAUCUGGCCCCGGAGGUGAUCAAGAGCAACGGCUAUAACCGAUCGCUGGACAUGUGGGCUGUAGGGGUGAUCCUGUACGUCAGCCUGAGUGGAACGUUUCCCUUCAACGAGGACGAGGACAUUACCCAGCAGAUCACGAACGCUUCCUUCAUGUACCCUCGGCACCUGUGGGCCCUCAUUUCUCUCGAGGCGGUGAGUCUGAUUACUAACCUGCUGCAGGUGGCGGUGCGGCGCAGGUUCAGUGUGGGGAAAGCUAUGGGACACCCCUGGUUCCAGAACUUCCAGCUGUGGUGUGACCUGCGUCAGUUUGAGCAGCGUCUGGGUCACCGUUACAUCACUCACGAGUCGGAUGAUGAGCGCUGGAGAUGUCACAUUCAGGAGAAAGGCCUCAGUCUUCCUCCUCAUCUACAGACAGAGCAGGGACACUAACACACACACACACACAUGUACGAUGGACAUGUCGGUUAAUGAGGAGAUGUGUGACUGUGGUGUGUGGACUGUACAGAAUCCAGUGCCCUGAUGUGAUGUACAUUUUAUACACACUGACUGUUUUUAAUAAAAUGAUACAAAACUGUGGA